Messenger RNA from Ectocarpus sp. CCAP 1310/34, 2281 nucleotides. The record is from the annotation of a GenBank genome assembly. Lineage: Eukaryota; Phaeophyceae; Ectocarpales; Ectocarpaceae.
AUCCUUCACCAGCAACCGACAACCGCUCGUACCCCUGGGAGCUGCAAGAAACGACAUGGCUGAAUACGAAAAGGAAUCAUCUCCUACCAGCAGGAGCCAUGCGCGGUUCGAGGUGAAGGCGGCCGGCUGGGACGACAAGCCUAUCGUCAAAGGAACCACGGAGACGAUCAGGGCCUGGAUCGUCAAUCAGCCUUGGUGGACGCCACCCCUGGACGGACCCACGCUAGACUUCGGCUGCGGCACGGGGUGCCUGACGAUGGCCCUUAGGGACGACCUCGGCGAGUCUGUGACCGGGGUGGAUACGAGCAGGGCAAUGCUGGAGCAGUUUGAUCGGAAGGCGGAGGGUCGGGGCGUCACCACCGUUGCCGUUGAGCUGACGGGGCCGGGGCAGCUGGGGGAGGGCGCGGACGACUCCUUCGCCCUGGCCUACAGCAGCCUCACCUUGCACCACAUCAGAGAUUGCGAGCGUACCGUUUCGGCGCUGGCGGGGUACCUCCGCCCUGGGUCCGGUCGUCUGGUGCUGUUCGACCUAGAGGCUACGGAGGACGCCCAUAAGUUUCACCCGGCAGACUUCGAGCUGGGCAACCAACUUGAACACCACGGCAUCCGCGAGUCGGACCUGAGGGCGUGGUGCGAGAGCAGCGGGAUGCUCGAGGACCUGAGCGUGGACCGCAUCGGCUUCAGCAAGGGGGAAGGGGAGGACGGCGCCUUCGGGACCGGCCGCGAGUUCACGCUGCUGGCCGCGACGUGCGUCAGGAAGGCGGAGGGCGCGGAGCAGAGAGAGGCGAGACGAAGCAGCAUUGCUGGGGACUUGAGCGACGGGUGCCUGGCAUGCAACCGGCGGGAGGCUGAGUAUGAGUGCGUCCCGUGCGGAUGCCAUGCCUUCUGCAGGGGCUGCGCGAUGAAGGUCGCCACCGGCGGGAGGUGCAAGAGAUGCAAGAACAUGUUCGUGGACCUGAAGCGGCUGAGGUGACGGGGGGGCUGGAUAAAAAGCCCCUUUUGCUUGCCUAAAAGCUGUAGUAGGCUUGACUUGUUCACGCAGAAAAAAACGGGUAUUGCGAUCGUGUGCAAAGGGGACGGGAAACUUCUGCAUGCCCCAGAUAACUGUCGUGCUUUAGACGCACUUGAUCAAAAGGGGGGGUCGGGGGCAGGCGGACUUUUGGUUGAGUGCUUCGUGCGGAAUACAGCCAGGGGGGGGGGGGGGGGGGGNGGGGGGGGGGGGGAGGAGGAGAGAUGUUUUGUUUUGGUCACCUUAGCCCUUGACGUCAUUGCCCACCAUCACAGCUCAAUAGACAGAGCACCAACAGUGGCCAUGUUCCUACUAGAGUCCCUAAGGACGUGUGGAGGGGUGGAGCCUUCGAGUCUUUCCCCUAUCUUAAGCCACCAUCCCUCCUCUGUACUGUCUUCUCCUUCCGGCGGAGGGAGGACGGUAGGUUCAUCUCGGUUCUCUCUUUGUCCGCCAAGAAGACCCAGCGGUCACGACUGACAGCGAGAGUCUCAGUAGAUAUUAGAUUCCGCCAGUGUGACUGACUGCCUUAAGGCCCGUUGACGUUCAACACCAUAGGACUCACUGCUUGUUUUGUUGAUGGCCUAUUUCUUGUUGCUAUUGUUGCGCGGGAAACUUGCGCUCUUGACUGCGCAUGCAUGCAGCAUAUCAUUUUUCGUUGUCCAUUAUCAAGAUCCUCGAUGUGAGUAUGUUUGUAUACCCUUCUUGGGAAGUUGACCUACCUGUGACCACGGAAGGAUGGCAUCAUCCGCGUUGUCAGUUGCCUAGCCCUAACCCUAACCCUAACCGGGACGGAUGUGAAACCGGGACCGGUGUGAAACCGGGACGGGUGUUACGACGUGCAACAAAGGAUCGGUGUGUUGGGAAUUCGAAAGAGAUGUUUUUUUUUUUAUCGAUUUUGUGGAGACCACCUUCGUAAAGGUUGAAACUCCCCAACGUCUGUCGAGGACGAAACCCUCUUUUUCCACAAUGGCGUCGACGAAGAGAUGUCAGCGUGUCUACUUUUGGUUGUGAAAGACGCGGGUUCAAAACCCGCUGCUCACCAAAUUUUCUUCCGGAGUACUACGGGAAAAAGAAAAAGACGGUGGGUGGGCCAAGAAACGAUGCACUGUCUAUCGAACUCGAAACUUCUGGCAAUGCGUGGCGGAAGUGGCGCACCCACACACACGCACAGAAGAUUGUUGGAAAAACAGGUGGUUCUACUCGCCGCCAGCCGAUCGGGUUCCGGUUACCCCAAGAAGACUUCUCCUGCCUAGCAAACAAGAAGAAGCCUCG